CGCUAAUGGCUGCGGAGCCGAGGGCUGGCUGACCGCUCUCUGCGCCAGGGGCAGCCUGGCUUGGCUGGAGCUAAGAAAGACCCAGACACAUCCAUUGCCUGGAGCUGGGUGACAUCUUUCCUUUCUAGAAGCUGAAUAAAUAAGCUGGUGACUCUCACAACAAUUGGAACACAAGAACAGGAGUCCAAGCCAGCCUGCCGUGACACUUCUCUCCGGGAGUUCUGGGUGCCAGAGUGGAGGUCUUACCCCGCUGACUAGCAAGAGAAGAGGUGAGGCGAGGUGGCAGAGACUGGGAGAGUCACAAAAGCAGCUCUUGCAGGUGCCUCGGGCAGCCGGAGAUAGGUCAACGCCACCACGUGGCUGCUAGCAUCGGGGAAAGCAUCAGCGGCCACCAGACUGUCAUAAAGGAGUCUUAACCACCCAUCUGGGGUCAGGUAUAGAGACGUAACUGGAAGUGCUGAGUUCUUGCCCUUGGGCAAGAAAAGGUGAUUGAUCCAGAAGAAUUUGGGGCUGCUGUUGGAGUGGCCUGGGACCAUUCACUGGUGGGGUAGAAGUUCAACAGCUCAGCCAGGAUAUUCCGAGUCCUGAUAGGCAGUGCCUAUCCACACCACAAACUACUUGGUACCCAUAGCGUUCGAGCAAAUACUCGGACAAUGGCGCUGGCACUGUUAGAGGACUGGUGCAGGAUAAUGAGCGUGGAUGAUCAGAAAUCACUGAUGGUCCUGGGGAUACCAGUGGACUGCAAUGAGGCUGAGAUUCAGGGGGUUCUCCAGGAGACCUUAAAGUCUCUGGGCAGGUAUAGACUGCUCGGCAAAAUAUUCAGGAAGCAGGACAAUGCCAAUGCCGUCUUACUAGAGCUUAUGGAGGAUAUUGAUGUCUCGGUGAUCCCCAGUGAGGUUCAGGGAAAGGGGGGUAUCUGGAAAGUGAUCUUUAAGACCCCCAACCAGGACACUGAAUUUCUGGAACGACUGAACCUCUUUCUGGAAAAGGAGGGACAAACCGUCUCUGGUAUGUUCCGAGCCCUUGGGCACGAGGGACUGUCUCCAGCCACGGUGCCCUGCAUGUCCCCAGAGUUACUGGCUCACUUGUUGGGACAGGCGAUAGCUCACGCCCCUCAGCCCCUGCUCCCCAUGAGGUACCGGAAACUGAGAGUGUUCUCUGGGAGUGCCGCGCCUGCCCCCGAGGAAGAGCCCUUUGAAAUCUGGUUGGAACAGGCCACAGAGAUAGUCAAAGAGUGGCCAGUAGCAGAGGCAGAAAAGAAAAGGUGGCUGAUGGAAAGCCUGCGUGGCCCCGCCCUGGACCUCAUGCAUAUAGUGCAGGCAGACAACGCGGCCAUAAGCGUGGAAGAGUGUUUGGAGGCAUUUAAGCAAGUGUUCGGAAGCCUGGAGAGCCGCAGGACCUCCCAGGUGAAGUACCUGAAGACCUAUCAGGAGGAGGGAGAGAAGGUCUCAGCCUAUGUGUUGCGGUUAGAAACCCUGCUCCGGCGAGCGGUGGAGAAACGCGCCAUCCCCAGGAAUAUAGCAGAUCAGGUCCGCCUGGAGCAGGUCAUGGCCGGGGCCAGCCUUAGCGAGGUCCUUUGGUGCAGGCUGAGGGAGCUGAAGGAUCAGGGCCCGCCUCCCAGCUUCCUUGAGUUAAUGAAGGUAAUCCGGGAGGAAGAGGAGGAAGAGGCCUCUUUUGAAAAUGAGAAUAUUGAAGAGCCAGAUGAAGGGGAUGGUUAUGGCCUCUGGGAUAACGAGGCAGAUGACUAAAAACCGUCUCACAGGGGUUUCCCAGCCAGUGCACCCGGGGAGGUUUGCUGUACCCCGCUAAGACCGUGUGGCUACUUUUGUCCAAGGCGUUAGAGGCAGGUCUUGAUUCUUCUAAGAAAAAAUACCGAGAGUUUCUUGGCCCCUACAUAGAUUAUUCAUAAACAAGGGAUUCAAUGCCAAGUGAGAAAUAGGAAGCCUGACGGAAUCCGCAACAGUUCACGUUUCCCAAAUAGACCAAAGUCACUUACUCAUACCAUAAAAGAAAGAAAUGAUGUAAGGAAAAGAAUAUCUUUUUUAAUCUAUUUAACAUCUAAGCUCUUUGACUUUCUGAAAUCAGCACAUGUCCUCUGAGGUCCUAGCGGUGUGAGGCACUGGGCAAGGAAGUAAGAAUCAUAAACCUAUGAGCAUGGGCUAUGCUCCCAGAGCGAGCUUACCGGCUCACUGAGGAUUGGCCUCAGCAUGUGAGAAGCUAGGUAAUCCUGUGUGUAAGUCACAACACUUGUGGAAGUGCCACUACCAAGUGAGUACAGCCACUUCUGCUACUGUGUUUCUUUUUUUAUCUUUACUUGGGAAGCCCUCCUCCACUUCUCUGCUACAUGUCAGAUGGCCGAUUCCAAGUACUGUUUUAGGCCCUCAAGACACAGAUGACUCGAGGUGCCUGGGUGGCUCAGUAGGUUAGGCGUCCAACUUCAG
This is a messenger RNA of Hyaena hyaena (striped hyena), 2441 nucleotides long. RefSeq names its product PNMA family member 2 (gene PNMA2). NCBI's taxonomy places the organism in Eukaryota, Metazoa, Chordata, Mammalia, Carnivora, Hyaenidae. The transcript is spliced from 3 exons. Bases 654 to 1748 code for a protein of 364 amino acids. The record is from RefSeq and is a predicted model, not a curated record.